ACACCAUUUAUUCCUCCAAAAAAAUAAUUAAGUCUAAAUACCGAAAGUAACCCUUUCCGUUAUUCUUGUCCUCAUCAACUUCCUCAACCUUUGAACUUUUCCUUGUCCAGGUCCCCCCUCUAUAAUUUUUUUUUAAUUAUCUUUGAGUCAUUUUCUUGAAGGCGUGCUCCCAAGUUUCUUGUUUUGCUAUACAUAUUGUUUUUUUUUUCUUGAUUUGUUGCCUUUGUUAAUUUUCUGGUGGGGACUUGGGGAUUGAUUAAUUACCAGGGAAAGAAGAAAAACUUUGUUCUGAUAUUUAUCAAGAUUCAGUUUUAGAUUGCUACUGAAGUCUGCUACACAUUUUUGAUGCUUUGAAAUGGGGAAGAAAGGAAACUGGUUUUCAGCAGUUAAAAAGGCCCUUGGUUCGGGUAACAAAAAGAAAGACAAGAAAAGACACAAAUCUGAAAAAUGGUCGGGAAAGCAACAGAGCGACGAAUUGGAUUCUUCAAAUGCAGAAACUGCAUUAGUGACUCCUGCACCCCCUACUCCUCCUGUAGAGCAGAUGAAAUUGAUGGAAGCUGAGAAUGAGCAGAAUAAGCACGCCUAUUCAGUAGCUAUUGCCACUGCUGUUGCUGCAGAAGCAGCAGUUGCUGCUGCUCAAGCUGCUGCUGAGGUCGUUCGCCUCACAGCUGCAGCCUGUAACUCGGGUAAAUCAAAGGAAGAGAUUGCAGCUAUAAGAAUUCAAACAGCUUUUCGAGGAUACUUGGCUAGGAGAGCAUUGAAGGCCUUGAGAGGAUUAGUGAGGUUGAAGACAAUGAUUCAAGGGCAAUCUGUCAAGAGACAAGCCACAUCCACCUUAAGGUGCAUGCAGACUCUAGCUCGUGUUCAAUCUCAGGUUCGUGCCAGAAGAAUUAGGAUGUCAGAGGAGAAUCAGACACUCCAGAGACAGCUCCAACAGAAGCAUGAGAAAGAGCAGGAGAAGAUGAAAGCAUCUUCUCAGUCUGGAGAUGAUUGGAAUGACAGUAUACGGUCCAAGGAACAAGUUGAUGCAAACCUUCAGAUGAAGCAGGAAGCUGCCACGAGAAGGGAAAGGGCUUUGGCUUAUGCAUACACACAUCAGCCAACACGGAGGAAUCCUUCAAAAUCUACAAAUCAAACAUUCAUGGACCCAAAUAACCCCCACUGGGGCUGGAGCUGGUUGGAAAGAUGGAUGGCGGCACGGCCAUGGGAAGAUAAAUGUGCAAUAGAUAAAGAACCUAACAGUGACGAAGUCGCUGCAGAAAGCCCAGCAAGCCAUCACACUGGUGUGGCUGCUAUCACUCAUUGUGAUUUCCACCUUGAUAAUAGGCCCUCUCCAACCGCUCAUAAGCAAAGCUGCCCUCCUAGCCACCAAUCACCAUCAACACCAAGAUCAAAGACCGGAAGAAUAAGGCCAGCAAGCCCCAGGGUAAGUAAUGUGGAUGACGACUCUAGAAGCAUGAAGAGUGUACAGUCAGAACGCUGCAGGAGGCAUAGUAUUGCUGGUUCAUCUAUUAGAGAUGAUGAAAGCCUGGCAAGUUCCCCAUCUGUUCCAAGUUACAUGGCAGCAACAGAAUCAGCACGAGCCAGGUCCCGCUUACCAAGUCCUUUGGGUUUCGAAAAGACAGGGACACCAGAGAAGGGAAGUGUUGGUUCUACAAAGAAGAGAUUGUCAUUCUCAGCAUCCCCUGGUGGUGUACCAAGGAGACACUCUGGUCCACCGAAGGUAGAGAUAUAAAGUACCUAAAGCAUCCUAGUGCCGAAAGGAGCACUUGAGAUAGCAGGAAAAUGAAGAAGUUAGACCGUUUAUUUGACUUGUCAUUUCUAAAACUAUUCUCAUGGGUGUGCAUAUUGAAUAAUGGUGAGCUGUAACUGCAGAGGGACGAAGGAGAAAUCGGAGGAUUGUGGCAUUGUAUUUGAGUCUUUUGUCAUCUGCUCAUCAACAUGUUUCUAACCUUAUGCAUAACUACAUUCAAAGUUUGUGUGCUAUUGAUCAAAAGUAGUCUCAUUUGCUUU
Solanum dulcamara is the source of this 2013-nucleotide messenger RNA. Its product is annotated as protein IQ-DOMAIN 3-like. The transcript has 7 exons. Gene Ontology annotation, molecular function: protein binding. The record is from RefSeq and is a predicted model, not a curated record. The coding region runs from base 356 to 1735 and encodes 459 amino acids. NCBI's taxonomy places the organism in Eukaryota, Viridiplantae, Streptophyta, Magnoliopsida, Solanales, Solanaceae.